Erigeron canadensis is the source of this 1240-nucleotide messenger RNA. RefSeq names its product RING-H2 finger protein ATL64. The transcript has a single exon. NCBI's taxonomy places the organism in Eukaryota, Viridiplantae, Streptophyta, Magnoliopsida, Asterales, Asteraceae. Bases 158 to 973 code for a protein of 271 amino acids. The record is from RefSeq and is a predicted model, not a curated record.
UCUAUUCUAUAUCCCCCAUUUUUCUUCCAUUAUUACACCUCCAUUCACACACACACAAAUUUUAUAUAUACAUACACAUCUCUCUCUAUAUAUAUAUAUACACACACUUCAAAUAAACCCCCAGUAGUCUCAAAACACACACAAAAAAACACACAUUAUGCCUACUGAUCCUGCAAGUAAUUACCAGCAAUUGCCAGACCAUCAAAAGAACUACGCACUUAGCGGCAAAAUCAUGUUAUCUUCAAUAAUCAUUCUUUUCGUCGUCGUUAUUGUGUUGGUUUUACUUCAUCUUUACGCCCGGUGGUACCUCCGCCGUCUCCACCGCCACAACGACACCCGUCGCCGCAACCGUCGUACCCACAUCGUGUUCCACGUGGACAACAACAAUUCUUCAUCCCCGCCAAAUGGUGGACUUGACGCUACUAUAUUAAAGUCAUUACCGGUUUUUGUAUAUUCGUCUCAAAAACCCAACCAAAAUUUGGUUGAAUGUGCGGUAUGUUUAUCGGAGUUUGAAGAUGGUGAAACGGGUCGGGUUUUACCUAAAUGUAAACACGGGUUUCAUACUGAAUGUAUUGAUAUGUGGUUUCAUAGUCAUUCUACUUGUCCGCUUUGUCGGGCACCGGUUGAACCGGUUCAACCGGGAGAAGAACUAGAAAUGAAAGCUGCUACUACAAACGAACCGGGUUCUAGUGGUUGGUUUAAUGAAACCACGUCGUUUCAGGAUAGGAGAAAAGGGAUUGAUGUUAGGAUAGAUAUUCCAAGCCGGAACGAGCUGGUUGAAAGCUCAUUCCGGAUGAUGUCACCAACUCUCGGGUUUAGAUCACCCGGGAGUCAUUUACAAUCGUUGAAAAGAAUUUUGACAAUGAGUAGGAAAUCGCCGGCGGUUUCGCCGUCGGGGGGUGUGGGGCCUAGUAGUGUAAAUCCAUCGGUGGAACCUGAUAAGUCAGAUAUUGAGUCAGUCAGUCAACAAUAGACGGCUACCAAGUCAACUCGGUGACGAACCGCUAACAUUGGGGGCUUUUGUGAAGCGGUUGGAUUGGACACGUGGCGUGAUCUUAUUAAAAAGAGGAUGUUGAUUGGGGAAUAUGGAUAUGAAAGUUGACUGAAAUAUUGUAAAUUAGUUUUUUUUUUUCUUAUAAAAAAAUGUAUAGUUGUAGAUAUUUAUAUUUAUGGGUUUAUUUGAAUUUAUUAAUUUAUCCGAAAAACAUGGUUGUUGGAAUAUUUAUUGGAAAUUUGAAGA